AUGUACAAAUUAGCGACUACCAAUGGAUACACCUGGAAUUAUGUGAUCUAUACUGGUGAGCAAGAUACAACGGCUGGUCUUGGACAUGCUCAAGCAGUCGUAAUGAAUUUAUGCGAUGGUCUUUCGGGAUGUUAUCGAACCGUAGUAGCUGACAACCUCUUUACCUGUAUUUCUCUUGCGAAACGUUUGUUGGGACAUGAUACGUAUCUUAUUGGAACAUUGAGAAGUAAUCGUGCUGGAUCUGGACAUAAAGUUGUUCAGAGAAAGCUCAAGCGUGGUGAAGUGUAUUGGCUCCAGAGUAAAAACAGCAUAAAAUCGAUCAAAUAGAAAGAUAAAAGAGACGUUUUGAUGAUAUCUACAAAGCCAUCUCAUUCAGCAACUGUGGUGGACAUCAGAAAAACCAAUAAACUAAACGAGCGCAUCAUGAAGCCACAAGUUUUUCUCGAUUACAAUGAAGGGAGACAAAGUAGUGAUUUAUCAGAUCAACUAUCAACAUACUAUACAUGUCUCAGACGGUCAAUAAAAUGGUAUAAAAAGUGGCAUUUGAAUUGAUAUUUGGAACCGCAGUAGUUAAUAGUUAUCUGAUUUACAAGGAAAAUUAUGCUGCAAG
Messenger RNA from Rotaria sp. Silwood1, 610 nucleotides. NCBI's taxonomy places the organism in Eukaryota, Metazoa, Rotifera, Eurotatoria, Philodinida, Philodinidae. The record is from the annotation of a GenBank genome assembly.